This is a messenger RNA of Clupea harengus (Atlantic herring), 1293 nucleotides long. Its product is annotated as zinc finger protein 135-like. The transcript has 3 exons. Lineage: Eukaryota; Metazoa; Chordata; Actinopteri; Clupeiformes; Clupeidae. Bases 469 to 1293 code for a protein of 274 amino acids. The record is from RefSeq and is a predicted model, not a curated record.
UAUAUAUACAAUACUUGUAUUUUAGAGAAUGGCUAACUUGUGCUUCACAAUAUGAGACCUAUUGAGAGAACAUAGAACUGUGAAUACCUUACUUAUGGGAUACUACCUGUAGUCUGCUGCAUUCAAAGGAGAGAAAGUGUCUGUAAUCAUUUGUUCUGAAGCUCUGUUAUUUAUGUGUGUGUAUCUCUGUUUAUAUUUACAUUUAGGCUUCUGGUAGACACUUUUAUCCAAAGUCAUUUCCAAGUGAUGUAUAUUUCUAACAAAUAACCAAUAUAUCAAAAUACAUGUCAAAUAUAUGUGCCAGUAUUGUAGAAAUUGCAUACCAGAAAGAGGAGAAGAGGGAAUAUAUUGUUUUAUUUUUUUCUUCUCACAGGAGACAUUCAAAGGAUCCAAUCUAACAAGAGUUGGAACUCUGAGGAAAAAAGAAACAAAGACAGAAGUCCCAAUUGCUCACACCUAACCGAGCAGAUGAUGACACAUACUGGAAAAAAAACACAUGAGUGUUCUCAGUGUGGAAACUCCUUUAAUGACACUUCUAGCCUCAAGCUACACCAGAGGAUCCAUACUGGGGAAAAGCCGUAUCAGUGUUCUCAGUGUGGGAAGGCCUUUAGCCAAAUAGGUACUCUCAAGAGACACCAGAGGAUCCAUACUGGGGAAAAGCCGUAUCAGUGCACUACUUGUGGGAAGAGUUUCAAGAGGAAAUCAUAUCUCACCUCCCAUCAGAUCACACACUCUGGAGAAAAGCCACAUCACUGUUCAGAGUGUGGGAAGGCCUUUAGACAGAUGUCUGCUCUCAAGGAACACCAGAGGAUCCAUACUGGGGAAAAGCCGCAUCAGUGUUCUCAGUGUGGGAAGGUCUUUAGUCACAUGUCUGCUCUUAAGACACACCAGAGGAUCCAUACUGGGGAAAAGCCGUAUCAGUGUUCUCAGUGUGGGAAGGCCUUUAGUAGAAUUAAUAAUUUCAAGACACACCAGAGGAUCCAUACUGGUGAAAAGCCAUAUCACUGUUCUCAGUGUGGGAAGGUCUUUAGCCACAUGUCUGCUCUCCAAAAACACCAGAGGAUCCAUACUGGGGAAAAGCCAUAUCAGUGUUCUCAGUGUGGGAAAAGUUUCAAGACGAACUCAUAUCUAACCUCCCACCAGAGGAUCCAUACUGGGGAAAAGCCGUAUCAGUGUUCUCAGUGUGGAAAGGCCUUUAGACACAUGUCUACUCUCAAGGCACACCAGAAGAUCCAUACUGGGGAAGUGGGCCUGGAGAUUAACACCUUCUACUGUCAGACAAAGGACACUUAA